AUGCCGGCGGUUUCGCACGCGCCUCCCAUCCACGAGACGCUUGCCGAUAUGGAUAGCCAUAUCGCGCGUCUCAAGGACAAGGUCGAGGAGCAACGCAAGACCCUGCAGCACUGGCAGACGUGGGACGCAGAGUACGAGGCUCUCAAGGAAGAAGUGCAGGCUCUUGCCGUGGCUCCUUCCGUGGAGGAGCUGCGGCGGGUUCGUGCUGGUUUCGAUGGCGAGCUUCUGGUCGCUAAGGAGCUUGGUGAGAUUUUCGGCCAACAGCAGCGCUCCCGCGACCAAGUCAUCAACAUUCUGGAUCGCCGCAUAGACUAUGUCAGCCAAAACGUGCGCAGCUUGCAAACGCAGUUGGAAAAAGCGGAACUUGAGAUUCUCGAUGCCGAGGCGUCCAAUGAGCAGGGUGCCGUCGACGAAAAUGGCCCUCCUAUUACGGAAAUCGUUGAGGAGUUGGACGAGGACGGCAAUGUUUUGUCAUUUCGCCUGAACCGACCCGGCGACGCGUUGCCGCGCGUCAAGGCAGCUCUUGAGAAGGCUGGCAUUGAUGCUCCGUCACUAGAGCCCUCGUCUUCAAAACCACAACAAGAUGUAAAGACCACCAGUCUCGCCAAGAAUGAGCCCGGCAAGAAAGUCAAGGAGUCGAUAGCGCUACCCACCGGGUCAGAGCCAGCUCAAAACGCGACGCCUCCAGUCUCACGGAUGGCGAAGCGGGUGGACGGCAUCAUGAAGACCGCCAAAGAACAAGAAAAAAUAAGCAGUCAGCCUGCAGCUAUCCCUGACGAGGAUCCCGACGAGGCAGCCCUCCGCCAACAGAUGCUAAAGUAUAGUAUGGGUGAGAUGGGCGCGGUUGUGGCUGAACUCAACCUUGAGGAGGACGAUGAAGACGAUGAUGAUUUUGACGAUGACGAAUGGCUAGACGCCGAUGAGAUUGAUAUGGACGAUGACGACGACGAAGAGGAAGAUAAAUACGGCCGUUUCACAGGCCGCAUGAUUACUGACAAGUACCAAAGACGAAUGCUGGAGCUGGAGACCAAGCUCGGUGUCAAGUCUCGCUUUACGCAAAAACUAGAGGAGGAAGCGGAAGAGAAGGACUCUGACGAUGACGACGGUGAGGGAAUCGGUCGCAUACGCAUUCAGUCUAAGCCCACGCCAUCAUCAGCCUCUUCUUCAGCUGUGCCUACAAAAUCCAUCGUCAAGGACAAGAGUUCCGCGAAGAACGAGCCUAAAAAGGGCGUCCGCUUCGCCAACGAGCUCGACAUUGCCCAGGAAGCUGAGCAGCCAAGCUCUACUCCCGCCGAAACCAAAGCGGACAGCACAGAUAUUGUUGAGCCCAUGAGUGAGCUCAUCGUCGAGCGAAAGCCUGCCUCCACGCCCGCGGCCGUGACCGCUCCGUCGAAGCAGCGGCCAUCACGGUUCAAGAAGGCCAAGGAGGCCGCCAGCGCACCGACAGAAACCCCGAGCAUUCCCAAGGGUCCCUUUGACGUGCCCUCGUCCUUUCUCUCGCAGCACGAGGAGCAGGAGGAGAGGCCGGUCCCCACCGGCCCCGAGGGCAAGACGAUUGCCGACACCCUCGUUGAAAAGGGCAGCGUGGCGCGGCCCGCAGACCCCAGCAAACUCGACGACAACAUGGUCCACAUGGGUGUCGCCGAGGAGCACCAUCGUCUGCGCAGCCGCUUCAUACGGCGCGAUGGCCAAGGGUUUGCCAAGGAGAGGGAGGUGCACGUCCAGUCGCUCGAGGAAGCCGAGGGCCGGGGCGAGCACAUCAGUCGCUUCAAGGCCGCUCGUCUGUCUCGACAAUAA
Molecule: messenger RNA, 1797 nt
Organism: Akanthomyces muscarius
Lineage: Eukaryota; Fungi; Ascomycota; Sordariomycetes; Hypocreales; Cordycipitaceae
Exons: 1
Coding region: 1-1797 (598 amino acids)
Biological process (GO): negative regulation of transcription by RNA polymerase II; negative regulation of phosphatase activity
Molecular function (GO): chromatin binding; phosphatase inhibitor activity; transcription corepressor activity
Source: RefSeq, a predicted model, not a curated record